AUGGAUUUCAAUCCCGAACAGCCUCUGACCUUCCCAGAUUCAGCUGGUCCAGCGAACACAAUCAUGACUACUCCAGAAGAUCCCAACUCGCUCGGCUUCGACCUGGCCCCCAAUCCCGAUGCGAUGAACUUGGAUCUCAACAACCUUCAGGCUUUCCCAAAUCCAGCUGGUCCAACGAACACAAUCAUGACUACUGCAGAAGACCCCAACUCGCUCGGCUUCAACCUGGCCCCCAAUCCCGAUGCGAUGAACUUGGAUCUCAACAACCUUCAGGCUUUCCCAAAUCCAGCUGGUGAAGCCGACACCGCCAUGGGAAACACCCUCCCAGAGGUCAACCUUGACAACUUUGACUUCGGUAAUGCCAUGACCUCCAAUGCCAGCCAUCUUCCUACCUCUGGUCAAGCCGACAACGCCAUGGGAAACACUCUGCCAGACUUCAACCUUGACAACUUCGACUUCGGUGAUGCCUUGGGCGCCGAUAUCAACCAUCUUCCCACCUCUGGUCAAGCCGACACUGGCAUGGGUGCAACUCUGCUAGACUUCAACCCGGCCGACUUUGACUUCGGUGAUGCCUUGACCGCCGAUGUCAACCGUCUUCCUGCCUCCGGUCCAGCCGGCAAGGCGACAGACAACACUCUGCCAGACUUCAACCCAGCUGACGUUGACUUCGGCAAUGCCUUGACCGCCGAUGUCAACCAUCUUCCUGCCUCUGGUCCAGCCGGCAAGGCGACAGACAACACUCUGCCAGACUUCAACCCAGCUGACUUUGACUUCGGCAAUGCCUUGACCGCCGAUGUCAACCAUCUUCCUGCCUCUGGUCCAGCCGACACUGGUAUAGGCAACACAGUGGGAGAUCUCAACUCCUCCACCUCUUUCGGGUUCGACGGCGAGCUCGAAAUUCCUGGUAUCUACUGGAGUCACAUAUCACGUCUGGCGCGAUGGGUACGAUCACGAAUCAUGAUGCGGGAUCAGGGAGUGCAUGCUGAAUGA
Molecule: messenger RNA, 990 nt
Organism: Pseudocercospora fijiensis CIRAD86
Lineage: Eukaryota; Fungi; Ascomycota; Dothideomycetes; Mycosphaerellales; Mycosphaerellaceae
Exons: 2
Coding region: 1-990 (329 amino acids)
Source: RefSeq, a predicted model, not a curated record